GAGGACGUGAACUUCACCCGCCUCCGCACCGCUGCUGGGGAGGGGACCUGGCUUUUGUCUCUCCCGCCCCAGGCGGGAUUUUUGAUCUUGGUGUCCCCCACCCUGUUCGGCAAUCUUUGCCUUAAGGCAGAAUCUGAUAAAAAAAGGAAGACGAUCCUUCGGCCAUGUUGGAGGCCAGCUUGGAUUGCAAAUUGAAGGUGGAAGAGCAAGACUCGGCUGGCCCCGAAAUGGGAGAAGGCCUUCAAACCAUGCAAGUUGGGAGCAGCAGAGAAUUCUGGGAGACAGCUGUGAUGACGGACUUGGCUGAGGACACCCUCAGCCGCGACGUCCAGCGCCAGCGCUUCAGGCAGUUCUGCUACCAGGAGGCCGAGGGGCCCCGAGAAGUUUGCAAGCGACUCCACGAUCUCUGCCGUCAGUGGCUGAAGCCGGAGCGACACACCAAAACUCAGAUGCUGGACUUGUUGAUCUUGGAGCAAUUCCUGGCUAUCCUGCCCCCGGAGAUGGAGAGCUGGGUGAGGGAAUGUGGAGUGGAGACCAGUUCCCAGGCGGUGGACCUAGCGGAAAGUUUCCUCAUGAGCCAGGCAGAAGAGGAGAAGCAGGAAGUGAAGCAGGAGCUGUUUGACCAAGUGGUCACUGAUUUCCCCAAGGCAGAGAAGGUUCCAUCGGACACUGGACAGGGGCCGCAAUCCAGGUGGAUCGUGCAGGAGGGUGACGGAGAGGCCACCUCUGCAGCAGGAGAGGUAGCCGUGCUGGUGAAGCAGGAGCCUGAAACAUUCGCAGAAGUGGCCGCUGUUCUCCCCGAGGCAGAGAAAGAUCCGUGGAUGCCGGCAAGAUCAUCUCUUGAUUGUCAUGGAGCGGAAACAGCUUCUUUGCUGCCGGAUCAGGAACUGGCGCCCAUCAAGCUGGAGGCUGAGCAUUUCACUGAGGAGAAGUGGGCCCCGCCGGAUCCGCCCCAAAGAGUCUUACACAUGGAAGUCACAGAGGAGAAAUGGGAGACUGUAGCUUCUCUGGGUGGUGUCCAGGAGAGGGGGAACGAAGGAGAACCCUGCCUGGUGUUGUUGGAAGGAGCCCACUGUAAACAGGAGGAAGACCAGAGCGCAAAAACAGAACUCAAAGAUAAAAGGAGGAACAAAUCCUUGGCUUCUCAGGGUGGUGCCAAGGUGGCCCCAGCCCAAGAAAAAACAGAUAGUGGGAAGGAAGGGAGUCAGUGCCUUGUGUGUGGGAAAAGCUUCAGUAGUAAAUCGAGCCUUAAUCUUCAUAAGAGAACUCACACAGGGGAGAAACCCUAUAAAUGCUUGGAGUGUGGGAAAAGCUUUGGUCAGAGCGCCCACCUUACCUCCCACCAAAGAAUCCACACUGGGGAGAAGCCGUAUAAAUGCCUGGAGUGCGGAAAGAGCUUCAGCCAGAAGAUAACACUUACUUUUCACCAAGGAUCUCACACCGGGGAGAAGCCAUUUAAAUGCUUGGAGUGUGGCAAAAGCUAUAGCCGAAAGUCAUACCUGACCAGACAUCAACGGAGUCACACAGCGGGGAAACAAUAUAAAUGCUUGAAGUGUGGGAAAAGUUUUAGCCAUAGCCAAAACCUCCGGGCACAUCAAAAGAUCCACAAAGGAGAGAAACCUUAUAAAUGCCUGGAGUGUGGAAAAAGGUUUCCACAGAAGAUACAUCUCUGCAUCUCAGGGUAGGAAACAUAUGAAAUCCUAACCCAAUAAAACAACAAAAGCAAACAUCUUGUGGCACCUUAAUGACUUUAACAAAUUUAUUCUGGAAUAAAGUUUUGCGGACAAUAGCCCACUUCAUCCAAGCCGUGGAGCAUUAUGGGGAUUUUGAGGGUUAUAUGCAGUACAUAUUGUGGUGAUGUAGGGACAGAAUUGCAAACCAUGAGGUCAGACGGAAAUUAAAUUCAGGAAGUAUGGACAGUGACAAUCGCAUAAUUAACUGCAGCCAUUCACAAAAUGGUUGCGGCUGUUAACGCAAACAAACUAGAUAAACCAAUUAACUCUUGUAUUGUGAUAAAAGUUCUUUAUCCUGAUUCAGGCCUCUCGGGGUAGAAUCGAACAUCUUGGUAAAUUGGAACGCCACAGUGUGUCGCUCUGACUUCCCUUUGAAGUUUCUUUGCUCCACA
Molecule: messenger RNA, 2125 nt
Organism: Elgaria multicarinata webbii
Lineage: Eukaryota; Metazoa; Chordata; Lepidosauria; Squamata; Anguidae
Product: zinc finger protein 287-like
Exons: 6
Coding region: 165-1685 (506 amino acids)
Biological process (GO): regulation of transcription by RNA polymerase II
Molecular function (GO): RNA polymerase II cis-regulatory region sequence-specific DNA binding; DNA-binding transcription factor activity, RNA polymerase II-specific
Source: RefSeq, a predicted model, not a curated record